Aplysia californica (California sea hare) is the source of this 1805-nucleotide messenger RNA. RefSeq lists its product as uncharacterized. Gene Ontology annotation, molecular function: double-stranded DNA binding. Gene Ontology annotation, biological process: regulation of DNA-templated transcription. The coding region runs from base 360 to 1643 and encodes 427 amino acids. The transcript is spliced from 2 exons. The record is from RefSeq and is a predicted model, not a curated record. Lineage: Eukaryota; Metazoa; Mollusca; Gastropoda; Aplysiida; Aplysiidae.
UCGGUCUGACCGAAUGAAUUUAGUGAGUGCAGUAGGCCUGGGCCUCUAACCUUUAAAAGAUAACAAAACAUAAGAUAUAACUGGUUUGACGGAGCGUUAGAUUUCAUUAAUAUUAAUUGAUGUGAACGUGGAAGUGUGCCAUUUUCAAUUGGCUAGAAGAUCUAGAAAAUCUAGAUCUAAUCUAGAUCUAGAUCUAGAUCUAGAUCUAUAGUAUAUAUAGGCCUACUACUAUAGACUAUACUAUAGUCUAGUCUAUAGUCUAUAGUGUUUGAGUUUGGGAUCUUGAAUUGGAAGACCCCUGGAACCUGAAAAAGAGGAGAAAGGCCAGGCUCCUCAGGUCAGGUUUUCGCUGUAACAGCAUGCUGUCCUUCUCAGUUGCUCCCUUGUGCAAACAAUCCUGUUUCUCUUCGCCUCCAUCAAGAUGCUUGAAAUCGAUGUUCAGUGUGUGGAGCCGUGUAAGUUGUUUAGGACCCCGAAGAAUGCUUCCUCAUAAUCCAUGUUUGCCUGCAACUAAUGGCAGACAUUGUAGACAUGCAUCCAUAAUGUUUGUAUCUGGGUCCCAUUUUGAACAAUCGAAACAAGUGAGAAUUCGUGCGAUUGUUGUUCCGCCUAAAAAAUCAGGAAUAGUGUUUGGAACUGAUCUAGAUCAUGUGCAGGUUAAAAUCCCUUCCCUGAUCGGUUGGCAGCUGUUACGUUGCUUUUCUUCAUCUAGAUCUACGACGAGGAGCUCGUUGGGUGAUUCUGCCGAUGACUGCUCUUCCCUGGCAAGUGAAGUCGUUCAUACCACAAGGACCAUUGAUGUGAUGGUUGACUCCAUUCCUGAGCAGGAUGUAAUCAAAUUUGUUUCUGAAUUAUCUAGGCUUGGAUGUACGGAUGUGGAGAUUAGGAGGCUUUUAGGAGGCAGGCUGUGGUUGCUGCGGGAUCGCGAUGCUGUCAUGAGUGCUGUUCGGCUUUUGAAACAGCAUGGACUGGGGCAAUCCGUCUCUCUGAAGCUGUUGGAGAAUCUUCCAGCUUUAUAUUGGGAGGACAGGAGUGCUGUGAGAAAUCUUCCUGUUCUCCUAAACGCAUCCAUAACUCAGCUGAGGACUUUGGGAAUUUUUUCUGAGAAACGGAUGGUAAAAUUGUUGAAGAAGGAUCCUGCUUUGCUGCUACUCUUAUCCGGUUCAAGCUCGGCGUCCAUUCUCGAAAAGUUUGCAAAACUGAAAGGACUUUUCACCGUUUCCGACGUUCGAUCCAUUGUGGAGAAAUGUCCAAAUGUUUUGACAGACGACUGGGCGGACACGAGGGAAAAGUUUGACUACGCUUUCUUCACCAUGGGCUACCACCAGGAUCACAUUGCCAGGUCUCGUCUGUUCUCGCACCCUCUGGAGCACAUACAGGACAGGCAUCUGUUCCUCAGUCGAGCAGGAUUUUUCCUUACUGUGAAGAAAAAAGUCGAUCCUAAACUAAACCCUAACCCUUGCCUGCGGGAAGUGGUGGAUGCGCAUGAUGAAGAUUUUGUGAGUCUGUGUACCGGCGGCAAGGUGGGGCUGGAACACUACGCAGUUUUUCCUGUGAUGAGACAAGUGGAGAGGGAGGAAGGAGACGGGAGAGACCACCUUGAUUCGUCUGACAGUGAUGAUGAGAGAGAGUGGGGACAAUAAUAAUUACGGCCAUUUUCAUGUCGAUAUGUGCCUCGGAACUUGAGGAGAAAAAUGCCACUUAUCUGUCCCCAUUGGAUUAUGGGAUUGUGCGGCCCUUUUUUUUGCGUAAUUCUGCAACAUUUGCAUAAUUUUGGAUUCCCUGCGUUUUUUUCCUGUUUUUUU